AUGGAAACCCAUGACUUGCUGCCAAUGUUUUUAGUCAGUCUGUCCGUCCAGGUCGUCUCAGUUUAUGGGGAAUAUGUGUAUAUCCUGAGUUCCGUCAGCCGGUCAAGAUCACGUGACGAGAUGUGUAUUUGCUACCUAAGCUCGCUUAGCCACGGCCUGACCAAGGUGGACAUGUACGGGAAAGCCCUGAACUCCACGAUGCGCUAUUCGUUGGUGCAGUAUGACGUCUUGACAGUUGAGCUGAACUUGACCCGCGCGGAACGCGAAACUAAAAUGCACCAUGCCGUUGUUGUCAACAGCAGCGGACAAUUAACAGUGUCGGUCGUCAUGGAAUCAAAGUCCAUUCUUACUAGCUACACGGUGCUUCCCGUCCACAUUUGGGGCAAGGUUUACGCGUUGAGUGGCGCACAAGUAUACAGCUCAACAGUUCAAAUCCUCACUGCCGAAGAGUGGGUAAAUGUAACCCUGACUAAAUAUUCAGCCCCACCAGCAAUACUUCAAAGGUUAGAUCUCUAUACCAACACGAGACGCGCUCAGCAGGUUAUAAGGAAUUUCUCCAUAACACCAGUCCAAGUUCUGGUCAUACCUUUCUGCAAUCUGAAUGGUAAACAGUUUGAAAAUGAAACUCUUCAGUUUGAAGGAACCAGUCGAUUUGGUGUCAUUCUUAGCAAGUGUAACAGAGAAGGAAAUCACUGCCCGGAUGCUAUCAACACAGAUGUCUCCGGUGACCGUGAGUCUUUGAAUCAUAACAGACACUACGCAAACAUGCCCUUGUCUGUUGAACUGCUGGGCAAUGAGUUCGUCCUUCUGGGUUCUGAGUGGACAGUCUCCAGCCGUAUUUUGCUAGUGACCACUGUGCCCAGGACAUAUGUCAUGUUGCUGAUGGGCAGCGGUCAGAAGUAUAAGCAGAUUCAUUUAUCUGACAAAUAUAUGUCUUAUACAAUGAAGAAUGGUCAAGGUAUUGUUGUGAUCAAAAGUACUGAGCCUCUAUACGUCUAUAGUGUGCACCAGUCGUGCUUUCCCAGCAUGCCAAAUACGGUUCAACCGGACCUGGAUGUGUGGAGGAUUUAUACAGUGGUUCCAGUGUCAUUGUACUAUCACAUCUAUAUGUGGAGAACGCCUGCAUUGCAGUAUCAUAGUGUCAGUUAUCAAGUUAUUCUCAUCAUGAAUCACUCGAACCAGGAUGAGUUAAUUCUAGACACUCACAACCUGACAGUAACCAAUUGGACAAAACCGGGAACCAAUGUGAGUUGGAUUCUUGGAAGCUUUCUUCUGGACACGCCCGGUUCUCACGUGCUGCAAAGCCUCCACUCAAUACACAGCUUCGGCUGCUACCUAAAAUUGACGACAAAUAAACACACACUCGAAGAUGAGAUUCGGUUUGCUGGGCUAGAUAUUUUUGAUUUGAAAUAUGGUCAUGAUGAGCUGAGAGCCUCCAGGGUCAGAAGAUACAAGACAACGAAGAGAACAAUAUUGUACAGGAGAGAUGUGGAGGUAAUCACUAGUUGCUCAGCGCUCUGUAAGACUAACAGCUACGCCAUUACACAGAUGGUCUGUUCAGCUGUCAACACCAGCAUGGGCUAUCCUUGUUCAGCUGUCGGGGCCAGGGGGGAGCCCCAGACAAGCAGACAUAUCCGUUGCCCCUGGAAGACGAUAUGUCCAGAAGACUGCCCUGAUGGCAAGUGGGGCUACAACUGUACAGAGACGUGCCUGCAGUGUGAGGUGGUCUGUGACAAGUUCAAUGGAGAGUGUGACGAGUGCUCCCUGGGCUACAUGUACAGCGACAGCACCAAGAGGAUCUGUGAUAAAAAUUGUCCUGAAUUUACAUAUGGAAAAAUGUGCAAAUUUAAAUGUAAAGAAAAAUGCGGAGGAGAUUGCGCAGAGAGACUCCAUGGCACAUGCCCAGCGUGUAAAUCUCGGAAAUGGGGCAAAGGCUGCACUGAAGAUUGCCCUCCCUUUUGUGACGGCGAAUGCUCCUCAGAUAAGGGACACUGCUCAUCAUGCAUGCCAGGGUACCAAAAUGAGCAGGGCGAAGCCCCUCGUUGUCAGAUGGAAUGUCCGGACGGUAGCUACGGUCCGAACUGCAAACAAAUGUGCCCGCCCAACUGUGCUGAGAUUUGUGACAAGAAAACAGGCGCGUGCUCGAAGUGUAAAAAGGGCUACUUCCACUCUCAAGGCGCCGAAGACUGCAAAAAUUCCUGUCCUCCAAUGUUUUACGGGGAUGGUUGUAAAGGUUCCUGCCAAACGAAGUGUGGUAUGGAGUGCUUAGAUAAAGGAGAGGGAACUUGCCCAGAUUGCCCAGAGGGCAUGUGGGGCCUAGGAUGCUCCUCCAACUGUGGAGAGAACUGCAUCGGGCCCUGCUCUCGUAGCACUGGAGAAUGUGACGCGUGUUCUAGAGGUUUCACCAAAGACUCUCGUCACUUAGCCUGUGAUAAAGAAUGUGAUGACAUGCACUACGGGAUGAACUGUGAGAGUUCAUGUGAAGAGAAAUGUGGGAGAGAGUGUGCGGAGAAAGUAGAAGGUACCUGCAAACCUUGUGAGACAGGGACUUGGGGGUUCGGUUGUAAAAACCUGUGUAGUAAAAACUGUUUUGAGGACUGUAACAAUAAAACUGGAGAAUGCAUGUCCUGUAAACCUGGUUUCCGGAACGCUCCAAACGACAAAACAUGUAUGGCCGAUUGUCCGCCUAUGACGUAUGGUCGUGAGUGUAAAGGCUCAUGUUCAGUGAAGUGUAACGGCCAGGACUGUGUGGAGAAAGUUCUCGGUCUCUGUAUAAACUGUCCUAAGUUCAGGUGGGGUCAGGACUGCAGCAACGAGUGUUCGCCUAACUGUGACGACAUCUGUGACCAGGCUACAGGGGAAUGUAAAGUUUGCAAGAAAGGUUUCACCAGCAUAUCUCGCAAAGAACCCUUUUGCCAGCUAGAAUGUCCACCAAUGACCUUUGGACUCAAUUGUGAAGGUCUGUGCAUGGACAAAUGUGGAGCAGAAUGUUUGGAAAAGGUGGAAGGUACCUGUCGAGGUUCGAAAGUAGUUUUAAAGAUGUUAGGCGGGGUGGUCAUCGUCUUAAUCUGCUUGGCCUUGCUUUACUACUUCAGCCGAAGAGGCACAGAGAAAAAUCAUGCAGCUAGAAGCGUGUCAGCUUCAACGUCCUAUGAUUAUCAAAGAAGUUCCAACAGUGCAGAACCUGCAAAUGAUCCUGGCGGCGCCGAUUCUUACGGCAGCGACAUUGAUGAGGCUCCAUCCAGACAUUCUCAAAGCUCGUCAUCCAAUUGAGAAGUACCAAGAAGCUAGAUCUCGAUCUCGUAGACAUGUUGACUCAUGCAUGUCUAGACCUCAAUAAGACACUUCGAGUUGCCUUUUUUUUAAACCCAGACAUGUCAACAAUCAAGUUUACAGAUGUCUUCUUUACUUUGCUAUAUGUUGUAAUACUCCAUACUUGUUUGUAAAAUGUUUUGCAUGUUUCGGAUGUUUUACAUCUUUCGGAUGUUCUUUCAGAGUGGAUGAUAAUCUAUAUUCUAGCUAAAACCUCCCGCAGGACGACCGGGGAUGGCAGCGGGCAGGUAUGAACCCGGGACCAUCGAGGCGACCGAACGACAGUCCAGAGCGCAUACCGCCAGACCAGUCAGCCAUGUCUAGAUCUAUUGUUGACUAUGUUUAUUAAUCUGUAUUUGUUAUUUUAUUAAUCUCUUGCGAUAUUGUAGAUGUCGAUAAUACUUUAUUUGUUGAGCAUCUAAUGUAAAGGUGAAAUUUAAUUUAUUGAUAUCUUUUCAGUUCAGGAGUAAUUUUUUUUUCACAGGAAAAGUAAAUAGCAUAUAAAAUACAAUAAUUUCUGUAGUUGAAGCGAUAUUGUAGAUAGAUUUUAUAAUUUUGGUUUUGUAACAAAAGUUUGGGGGCAAAACUUUACUUUGUAACUGUUGGCUGCUGAAGCAAUUUUUAAAACUUCAAUAACAUAAAUUGUAUUUUAUGAUAUAAAUUGUAUUUUAUCAUGAAUCGUUUCUGAAUAAAAGACUAAUAACUAUGUACUUAUUGAGUUCUUGUUUCGACUUGUUAUUCUCAUCGUC
This is a messenger RNA of Biomphalaria glabrata, 4061 nucleotides long. RefSeq lists its product as uncharacterized. The record is from RefSeq and is a predicted model, not a curated record. The transcript is spliced from 29 exons. Bases 1 to 3273 code for a protein of 1090 amino acids. Gene Ontology annotation, molecular function: scavenger receptor activity. NCBI's taxonomy places the organism in Eukaryota, Metazoa, Mollusca, Gastropoda, Planorbidae.